Messenger RNA from Pseudogymnoascus destructans, 1332 nucleotides. RefSeq lists its product as uncharacterized. The coding region runs from base 436 to 1332 and encodes 298 amino acids. Lineage: Eukaryota; Fungi; Ascomycota; Leotiomycetes; Thelebolales; Thelebolaceae. The record is from RefSeq and is a predicted model, not a curated record. Gene Ontology annotation, cellular component: COP9 signalosome. The transcript has 2 exons.
CGUACUCCGUAGCCACUAACUUAACGUACUCUAGCCACUAACUCUAGCCACUAACUCUACAGUAGCCACUAACUUACCCACUAACUCUAGCCACUAACUUACCCACUAACUCUAGCCACUAACGUACUCUAGCCACUCUAACCACUAACUUUCUCCUUCGCCCUGAGACUUCCGACCAACCCUCAAACACCCAAACACCACACCACACCACAAACGCCAAACAACCUUGUUUCUUGUUUCGACUUCGUUUCUCACUGUUUCGACUUGCCAAGUCCGAUCGAGCUCAGCAUCCUUCAUCUGAACUUCUUCUUCGACGACGACGACGACGACGGCGACGACGACGACGCUGGAACGGACCUGGAUGGAGCUACCUGGAGCUACCCCCUCCAUCACCACCACCACUGAUCCAUCCACAACCACAACCACCCAGCCACCAUGGAGCAAACCAAAGCCCUGAACGCUCUCGAGCCCUUCCUCGCCCUCUCCAAAUCCGCCACCUCCCCCACCGCCGCAAUCGACCUCAUCCAGCGCGCCACCUCUGCCCCAAACACCUUCAUCUUCUCGCCCCUCCUCUCCACGCCCCCCAUCCAAGCCCUCCGCUCCUCCCCCGCCACGGCCCCGCACUUCCAGCUCCUCACCCAUUUUUGUUAUGGCACCUACAACGACUAUACUUCUUCCGCGGAUACGCUGCCGCCUUUGACGCCGGUCCAGGUGCAGAAGUUGCGUCAGCUCUCGCUGCUUACGCAUGCGCGCGAUCCGAAGAAUCUGGCCUAUGCCAGGUUGAUCGAGCUCCUGGGAUUCAGUGAUGCACGCGAGCUGGAGACUCUUGUUACGACUGCUAUCUAUGAAGGGCUGUUGAGCGCUACGCUGAAUCCGCAUGAUGGGCUCGUAGCAGUGUCAUCUGUAGCACCGCUGCGGGAUGUCGAGCCGGCACAGAUACCAGUGUUGAUCGACACGCUGGAGGAGUGGGCAGGGCGGUGCAGCGCCGCACUGGAGGGCCUAGAGAAACAAGUUGCGAGCAUCAAGGCUGGGGCGUUGAGGAGGCAUAAGGAAGAGGUUGAGUGGGAGGGAUAUGUAGGGGGGUUGGUCGAGAAGGGGGAUGAGGCUGGUGAGGCGAAGGGAGAGAGGCCCCAUGGGAGGAGGGUUGGGAGGGGCGGUAAGGCGCCCCGUGCGAAGAGGGGGUUUAUGGGGUUUGGGGAGGGGAGUGGGAGGGCGAGGGGGGGAGAUAUGGAUGUUGAUAUGGAGGAUGAGGAUUGGGAGUUGAGAGAGGGAGCGGGCUCGAGGUCGCAGAAGAAGAGGGGACGGGGGAGAGGGGGGAUGCUUGGUCGCUAG